GCCCUCUGCCUUCGCCUACCCAAGUGGAUUAAUUAUACGCUUUCUGUUUCUCUCCGUGCUGUCCUCUCCCGCUGUGAGCCUACCCGCCUCUCACUGUCCUCUCUCCCUCUCUCCCUCUCUGUGGUCCCCCCCUUUCACGUUCACUCUGUCUCUCUCACUAUCUCUGCCCCCCAACUAUCCUUGAUACAACAGCUGACCUCAUUUCCCGAUACCUUUCCCCCCCCGAAAGUACAAUAUCUGGCCCGCCCCAGCCCUAAGAUACCCUAAAGAAGCAGAAGAGACGCCCCCCUCCCCACCAAAAAAGCCAUCUCCCCGUUCUGUCCCGUCGCACAUUCGGCCUCUGCGACUCGGGCAGAGCGGCGCUGGCAGAGGAGUGCCCGGCAGAAGGGCCUUCGCCCGCUGUUCGGUUUGCAUACCCGCAGCAGGGAGAUGGGCGGCAGCGUCGCCGGCUUCCAGGUACCAAUGGGGAUCCCAGUGGGGAAGUCGAUGUUGGUGCUUCUCAUCUCUUUGGCCUUCGCCUUGUGCUGCAUCGCUGCUUACGGCCCCAGCGAGACUCUGUGCGGAGGGGAGCUUGUUGACACGCUUCAGUUUGUCUGUUCGGACCGCGGCUUCUACUUCAGCAGGCCUUCAAGCCGUGCCAACCGUCGCAGCCGUGGCAUCGUGGAAGAGUGCUGCUUCCGCAGCUGCGACCUGGCCCUCCUGGAGACAUACUGUGCCACCCCCGCCAAGUCCGAGAGGGACGUGUCUACCUCUCAGGCCGUACUUCCGGACGACUUCCCCAGAUACCCCGUGGGCAAGUUCUUCCAAUAUGACACCUGGAGACAGUCCGCGGGACGCCUGCGCAGAGGCCUGCCUGCCCUCCUGCGUGCCCGCCGGGGUCGCAUGCUUGCCAAAGAGCUCGAAGCGUUCAGAGAGGCCAAACGUCAUCGUCCCCUGAUCGUGUUACCACCCAAAGACCCCGCCCACGGGGGAGCCUCUUCGGAGAUGUCCAGCAACCAUCAGUGAACCAAAUUAUGUGGUAAUUCUGCAAUGUAGUACCAUCAAUCUGUGACCUCCUCUUGAGCAGGGACAGUUCCAUCACGUCCCACACUAAGAUCUCUCUGCUCCACUCCCUCCCCAGGUUUCUCCCUACCCACCCCCAUGCCCCGCCUCCCCACAUCAGGCUGUUCCCCUUGCCCCACACCAUCGGGCAAGGGGAUCUCAGCAAUUCUAAAAAAACAAAUUUGAUUGGCUCUAAACAACCCAAUUGACACCCCCCAAAUUAUAUAUUCACAUUUAAAAAAAAAACUUUAAAAACUACAGUCCCUUUAAAACAAAUUGGCUUUUAAGAAACUCCAUAACUGAUAAUCUAAAAAUUAAAUAACUAAAGAAAUUAAUUGGCUAAAAACAUACUAAAAAUUAAUUGGCUUAAAAACAAUUGGCAAAAUCAAAUAAUUCGGCGCCCCCCCCCCUUCAUCUUCUUUCCAUUUGGAUCUUUAGUCAAAUUGGCUAAGACUUGGAUCUCAGAACCCAAGAAGAAAGGAAGGGGACCCAAAAUUUUGCAGGUGGCAUGUCAUUGCUUCAGUGCCCUCUCCUUAUCCCAAGCACUUUUAGUGUAAAGCUGGCUGAGAACAACAAUAGCCGCCCAAACUCUUUCUUCACUGGUCAUUCCAUCACAAAUGUCCCCCAUGUCACCAAGGGGGCUGGGUGAAAGAACCCAAGGAGAAGAACAGAACAUGAAAACUGGAAAUAGAACUUAAUUGGCACAAGCCCCCAGUCCCAAAAUCUCACUUUUCUCUACCUACCCUAAAAAGCACAUGAUUAUACUCACACCCACAGGCAUUAACACACACAUACACAUAACACAUAUGCAGACACACACACACACACACACAGGUAUGCACACCCACAUAAUUGGAUGAAAACACUGAAAUGGCUGAACAACUUCGAUUCGAACCACAUUGCCCAAAUCAAGGCCCGUCUCAAAUUCCCUGAGCAGUUUGCAUGGUUUGAGCUCUCCUCCCAAUCCAUCUAGUUUCUGCUGCUGCCUAUUGGCUCUAUGUGUGACCAGGCUGCUAGUUCUGUCUUUCUCAGUGAGGGAGGUGUUCUAGCAAGGCUCAAUUCCAUCUAAGCACCUGUCCACAUGGUGAGCCCGGUGCUCCCCAACCCCCCUCCCCCAUGAGGACCAAUGACUAGCCAGUGUAGAAUAAGUUUGGCCAGAUAAGGAGAUGGCACUGCCAAGUGAUACAUGCUGCCCAAGUAACCUGACCCCUAGUUGUGCUCCUGGGAAGAAAGAUCUGGGGGACAACCCCUACCCUGAGCACACCUAUGGGCCAUCUCUGUCAGUCUCCUGGGGAGCCCCCACAUUUUAGGGGCUCCCCAGGAGACUCACACUGAUGUGGGGAGUGU
Messenger RNA from Mus caroli (Ryukyu mouse), 2388 nucleotides. It is a transcript of the gene Igf2, whose product is annotated as insulin like growth factor 2. Gene Ontology annotation, molecular function: protein serine/threonine kinase activator activity; growth factor activity; insulin-like growth factor receptor binding. Lineage: Eukaryota; Metazoa; Chordata; Mammalia; Rodentia; Muridae. The record is from RefSeq and is a predicted model, not a curated record. Gene Ontology annotation, biological process: positive regulation of insulin receptor signaling pathway; positive regulation of transcription by RNA polymerase II; positive regulation of activated T cell proliferation. Gene Ontology annotation, cellular component: extracellular region.